Molecule: messenger RNA, 492 nt
Organism: Triticum turgidum subsp. durum (durum wheat)
Lineage: Eukaryota; Viridiplantae; Streptophyta; Magnoliopsida; Poales; Poaceae
Source: the annotation of a GenBank genome assembly
AUGGCACUGGCGCCACGACCACUGGCCACCACAGUUUUCGUCUGCCGGAUGAUGGCGGUCGUUCUGCAGGCCGCGGCCUUGACUUGCGUUGUGCUCGCAGGCGACCUCUGGUUCUCGACGUUCAUAUUCCUCAAAGCUCUCCUGGCGGCGGAGCUGGCCUUGAACGCGGCGCGACUGAUCUACGACGCGGCGCAGGUCUUCUUCCAGAAACCGCUGCCGGCCUUCCGCUGGCAGAUGAUGGGGCUCGUCGCCGCUGACUGGGUGAUGAUGCUCCUCCUUUCCGCUGCUGGGUCGAGCUCCCUCGCCGUGGAGGACUUCGUCCAGAACAACAUGAGGCGUUGCGCGUGGCUGCAUCCCGGGACGUGCGAGCGGUACAAGGCCUCCGGCGUACUUACCUUGCUGGCGUGGGCUUUCACUGCUCUGGUCGCCUGCGUUAUGCUCCGUCUGCAAAGGAUCUGGGAUGAAGACGCCGCCGCCGCCGCCGAUGCGUGA